CUGUCAUCUACUUUGAGCCAGUUCAUGAUGAAUAAAAUCCAAUCAAAUACUUUUGCUUUACUUACUUUCUAAUCGUUGGGUACAGGCUACAUUGACUGCUGAGUUAUAUCUAGAGUUAUUAUUUAUUUCUGUACCAGUGGUAACUAUUACUGUUAUUACAGUUUUAUGUUACACAGAAGUCGUCGUGGUUUCAGGGUUUUGUGUUGCGUUUGAGUUUAAAUUUCUGUUUGGUUGUGAUCGUCGUCGCAGUGCUUGAAGUUUUUGGAUUAUUAUUAGUUUUGGAUUCCUUUUGUUUUGAGGGUGAUUUUAGUGAUGUCAAGGUUUAUUUUUGGACUUAUUAUUUAAGUCUUGGUUCCUCAGGGAGCAGGUGGAUGAGAGAGAAGUGGAGGAAUACACUGGAAAUAAGGGGAAUGAAAGUCAGUAGAAGCAAGACAGAAUAUGUGUGUGAAUGAAAGGGAGGCUGGAGCUGAGGUAUUGAAGAACAGAGUGCAGGCAGGGCUGAGCGGGUGGAGAUGAGUAAAAGGGAAAGUUUACGAGGUGAUGUGUGGUUUGGAGACAGUAGCAUUGAUAAAAAGGCAGGAGGCUGAGCUGAAGAUGUUAAGUGACCAGAAUGGAAAAGAUCAGAGACGAGUAGAAAUGUCAGACAGACAUCUCGGGUCGAACGGUUUGGAGACAACGUCCAAGGACAAAGCUGAGAUGUUUGGACAUGUGUAGAGGAAGGAUGGUGGAAAUACUGAGCAAAGCUUGUUUGGAUGGAGCUGCCAGGCAGGAGUGAAAGAGGAGGAGCUCAGACGGAGGAGACUGAUGGAUGUACUGUUGGAAGGCGUGCAGGGUGGUGGACAGAUCGCUGUGGUGGCUCCUAAAGGGAGCAGCCAAAAGAAGAAGACGGUGGAGUUGUUGAGAUGUUUGACUUACUCUGAUGUUUUACACUUUCACUUUCUGAAUACUUGGUUUUUAUUCAGUGUCAGUUACAAAUUGAGUUUAUUAUUUCUGUCUGUCUUGUGUGUCACUUAGUGUCGUUCCCCACCUUUGGUAUCAUGUUUGUGUUUCUUUUGUCAUUUUUUACCUUUUGUCCCUGUUGUGUGUUUACAAAUAAAUAUAAUUUCAAGUUUAUUUCUUCUGGAGUUCAACAUGAACUCUUUUUUCCCUCAGAGCUGGCCGGGGUGGAGAAUGACGAGGCUUCAGCUGCAGAGACAAAAAAGGUGGUGACAGUGGAGGAAAAUGAAGAGGAGUCCACGGUAACAUCAGCGACCACUGUGGGCACGGUUGCUUAUACAACUGCUGAAGGUCUGCAUGAAGACGCUGAAAGUCACAAUACAGCAGAGGAAGUGGAGGAGGAAGAUGAUGAUGCAAAGGUGGAGGCAGGUGGAAAGGAAAAGGAUGAAGAUGAGGAUACAAAAGCAAAGAGGUUGCUGGUGUCGUGGGAGUCAGAGGCCUCGUCUGACGGGAAGCCUCCGCUGCCAGACCCGGCGUUUAACAGGAGGUGCAGCCUGCUCGCCAGUGACGUCAGAUAUAAAGAAGACUUCGAGAAGAUGAAGGGACAGAGUCUGUUUGUUCCCGGAGCCGAACUCAUCCACGCCAAGAACAUCAGCGCUGUGAUCUCUGAGUCUAAGUAUAAGGAGGAGGGGAAGAAGGAGGCGGCUGUUUCGCUGUACUCCAUCCUGCCGGAGACUCCCGAGACGCAACAUGCCAGAGAGGCUUCAGAGCUGCAGAGCGAGAUUAAAUACAAAGGAAACGUGAAGACAAAGAUUUCCUCGUCCCUUUAUUCUCUGCUGCCAGAAACCACAGAGACUCAGUUUGUCAAAGAGCUGUCUGAGAUACUGAGCGAGAACAAGUACAAGGAGGAGGGAAAGAAGGAGAUGAGCAGCAGUUUGUACUCUCAGCUUCCCGAAACCACCGAGAUGCAGCUCGCCAAGACCGUCCACGAGUUCCAGAGCGAGAAAAAGUACAAAGAAGACGGGAAGAGGAAGGCCUCCAUCUCCAUCUACUCCCAGCUCGCUGAUACUCCAGAAAUACAGCACGCUCUGGAGGUGUCACAGCUGCAGAGUGAGGUGAAUUAUCGCCCCAAGACGAUGGUUAGAGGAGCUCCCGCCUCUCUCUACUCGCAGCUGCCCGACACCACAGAGAUCCAGUUUGCCAGAGAGAUGACUGAGAUGCACAGCGAGAGUAAGUACAAAGAGGGCGGCAGGAGGAGCCUCUCCCAGAGUUUCUACUCUCAGCUCCCAGAAACCGCCGAGACUCAGUUUGCUAAAACAGUUGCUGAGCUGCAGAGCGAGUAUAAAGAAGACGGUAAGAAGGAGAUGAACAUCAACCUGUACUCUCUGCUGCCCGAGACCAUCGACACACAGCACGCCAAAGAGGUGUCGAACCUGCAGAGUGAGGUGAAAUAUAAAGAAGGUCUGAAGCAGAAGAUUCAGAGCAGUUUGUACCAUCGGCUCCCAGAGACCACAGAGACACAGCUGGCCAAACAGCUGUCUGAGCUGCAGAGUGAGACCAAGUACAAGGAGGCUGGUAAAAAGGAGGCGACCGCCUGCCUGUACUCCCUCCUGCCUCACACCAUGGACACGCAGCACGCGAAAGAAGCUGCAGAGCUGCUGAGUGAGGUAAAAUACAAAGAGAGCGGGAAGAAGGAGAUGUCCAGCUCGCUGUACGCCACUCUACCCGACACUUCAGAAACCAGCUUUGCCAGAGAGAUGAGCGACGUGCUGAGCGAGAACAAGUACAAGGAGGCUAUGAAGAGAAACCUCUCUCAAAGUUUUUACUCACAGCUCCCAGAAACCAUUGAGACUCAGUUUGCAAAAACAGUUUCUGGGCUGCAGAGCGAGAUGAAGUACAAAGAAGCAGGAAAGAAGGGCGUGUCAAGCACCCUCUAUUCAACUCUACCUGAGACUCUGGAGACGCAGCACGCUAAAGAGGCUUCUGAGCUGCAGAGUCAGCUGAAGUACAAGCAGCCUUUAAAGAAAGAUGGGCCCAGCCUUUACCACCUGAUGCCAGAAACCAACGACACACAGUUUGUUCGUCAGCAGACAGAGAUGCUGAGUGAGGUCAAGUACAAAGAAGAUAUGAAAGAGAUGAGUUUCAACUUGUACUCUCUGCUCCCCGACACCCUCGACACCCAGCACGCUAAAGAGCUGACGGAGAUGCAGAGCGAGGCAAAAUACAAAAAGGCCAGUAAGAAGGACACAUCGACAUCUCUGUACCACCGACUACCUGAAACUCUGGAGACACAGCACGCUAAAGAGGCUUCCCAGCUACAGAGUCAGGUCUCAUAUAAAGAGGCUGUGAAGAAGUACUUGUCAUGUCCAGUUUACCACCUGCUCCCUGAUACUCUGGAGACCCAGUUUGCCCGAGAGGUCACCGACCUGCAAAGCCAAAAAAAGUACAAGGAGGGGAUGAAGAGCAUGUCUCAGAGUUUCUACUCUCAGCUGCCUGAAACCGCUGAGACAAAGUUUGCUAAAACGGUGUCUGAGCUGCAGAGCGAGACAAAGUAUAAGAAGUCAGGGAGGCAGGAGACCGGCAGCAGUUUGUACUCUGUGAUGCCCGAAACUCUGCAAACUCAACACGCCAAGCAGGCCUCACAGAUACAGAGCCAGGUGAAGUACAAAGAGGACGGGCAGAAGGAGCUGUCGUCCACUUUGUUCUCCAGCCUUCCUCAAACCCUGCAGACUGAGCUGGCCAAAGACGUGACGGAGCUGCAGAGUCAGGUGAAAUACAAGGAGGGCUGUAAGAAGGAAACGUCCUCCUCACUCUUCCACCUCAUGCCUGAAACACCAGAGAUGCAGUUUGCCAAGCAGAUGUCAGAGAUCCAGAGCGUGGCAAAGUACAAACAGGACAAAGAGGAUCUGCCCAACACUUUGUACUCGCUGCUGCCCGAAACUCUGGAGACUCAGUUUGUUAAAGAGAUGGCUGAGACACACAGCGAGGUGAAGUACAAGCAGGCAGGUAAGCAGCACGCGGCGUCGUCUCUUUACUCCAAACUGCCCGAAACUCUGGAGACCAAACGCGUCAAAGAAGUGACUGAACUGCAGAGUGAAAAAAAGUACAAAGAUGAAGGGAGGAAGGAGAUGAUGUCGCCUCUGUACGCUCAGCUGCCUGAAACCACAGAGACCCACUUUGCCCGGGAGAUGAGUGAAAUACUGAGCGAGAGCAAAUAUAAAGAAGCAGGGAAGAAGGAAGCGUCCAGCUCUCUGUACUCGAAGCUGCCCGAGACUCUGGAGACUCAGCACGCCAAAGAGGUGGCUCAGCUGCAGAGUCAGGUGAAGUAUAAACAGGACGGUAAGAAGGAGGUGAGCAGCUCUCUGUAUCAUCAGCUACCUGCAACCACAGAGACACAGCUGGCCAAAGAGCUGAGAGACAUCUGCAGUGAGGUGAAGUACAAAGAGGAGGGUAAGAAGGAGAUCAGUAAGAACUUGUACUCGCUGCUCCCAGAGACGGCAGAGACACAGUUCGCCAAACAGAUGUCAGAAAUACAGAGUGAGGCAAACUACAAGAAGGACAAAGAGGAUCUGCCCAACACUUUGUACUCACUGCUGCCUGAAACUCUGCAGACUCAGUUUGUUAAAGAGAUGGCUGAGACGCACAGCGAGGUUAAAUACAAAGAAGCAGGGAAGAAGGAGGCCAGCAGCUCUCUGUAUCACCAGCUCCCUGAGACUCUGGAGACGCAGCACGUUAAAGAGGUUACUGAGCUGCAGAGCGAGUGUAAAUACAAGGAGAACGGCAUCAAGAGCCUCUCUCAGAGUCUCUACUCGCAUCUACCAGAAACAGCCGAGACUCAGUUAGCACGAACUGUGUCUGAGCUGCAGAGUGAGGCCAAGUACAAGGAGGCGAGCAAAAAGGAGGCGACCAGCUGUCUGUACCAUCAGCUGCCUGAAACACUGGAGACUCAGCAUGCUAAAGAGGCUACUGAGCUACAAAGUCAGGUGAAAUACAAGGACGGUAAGAAGGAGCUGAGCACCAACCUGUACUCACUGCUGCCUGAGACAGAGGAGAUCAAGUUUGCUAAAGCAGUGACGGAGCUUCAGAGUGAGAAUAAAUACAAGCAGAAAGGCAGACAGGAGAUCAGCAGCAGUGUUUUCCAUCAGAUGCCGGAGACCAAAGAGAUGGAGUUUGUUAAGCACAUCUCAGAAUUUCAGAGCGAGUCAAAAUACAAGAAGGACAAAGAGGAUCUGCCCAACACUUUGUACUCGCUGCUGCCUGAAACUCUGGAGACUCAGUUUGUUAAAGAGAUGGCUGAGACACACAGCGAGAAUAAAUACAAAGAGGCGGGUAAGAAGGAGAUGGUGAAGUGUCUGUACUCUCUGCUGCCCGAGACCAAAGAAACUCAGCAUGCCAAGGAGCAGAGCCAGCUGCACAGCGAGAAAGCUUACAGGGAGGAGAGCAAGAAAGAAGCCGGCUGUAGUCUCUAUGCCCAGAUGCCCCAAACCAUCGAGACCGUGUUUGCCAAAGAGCUGAGCAAGACACAGAGCGAUAAACUCUACAAGGAGAAAUAUAAUCGGGAGAAGGGGAAGUCCAGCUACACCAACAUGAAGACGCUUCCUGAGGUGGAGCACGCCAUGGAGGUCAACAAGAAGCAGAGUGAAGUCAGCUACAGGAAAGGUAAAGAGGAGCUUCAUCACUACAACACCAUCCCAGACAGACCUGACAUCGUGAACGCCACCAACGCAGCUAAACUGGCCAGCGAUGUGACCUAUAAGAGUAAUACUAAGCAGCCCGUCUACAGUGACGAGUCUCUUCUGGCCAGAACCGACAUCCAGCACGCCAAAGAGGUCUCAAAACUGGCCAGCCAGGUGAAGUAUAAGGAGAGCUUUGACAGACAGUUAAAGGGGCAGAAACCUCAAUACAACCCGCUGGACUGUGUUUCCUUCAAACAAACGCAGGCUGCUGCUGCUCUGGCCAGUCAGGUGAAAUAUAAAACCAACCAGAACCAGAAACCAGACGGUUCUUCCGACCUCCCGAACCUCCUGCAGCUGGAGCACGCCCUGCACGCCACCAAGCUUCAGAGCAAUGUAGAGUAUAAGAAGAAGUACGAGCAGACGAAGGCUCAUUACCACACAGCUCUGCACACGGCUGAACAGCUCCACCACAAGGAGAACGCAGUGCUGCACAGCCAGGUCAAGUACAGAGAGGAGUAUGAGAAGAACAAAGGUCGCUCCCUGAUGGAGUUCGGAGACACUCAGACCUACAAGGUGUCCAAGGAAGCACAGAAGAUGCAAAGCGAGAAGGAAUAUCGGAAGGACUAUGAGGAGCAGAUGAAGGGCAAAGCCUUGGUGGAUGUCGACCAGACGCCUGGAUACCUGACAGCGCGCCAUGCUAGCAGCCUGCUGAGCGAGAAAGAGUACAAGAGGGACCUGGAGCAGGAGGUGAAGGGGCGGGGCUUAUCUGGUGUUGGUCUUGAAGAGACACCUGAGCUGCUGAGGGUCAGAAAAGCCAAUCAGAUACUGAACCAGAAGGAGUACCGCAAAGAUCUGGAGAGGGAGAUUGUGGGGAAAGGCAUGGAGCUGAGUGCUGAUGUGCUGGAGAUGCAAAGAGCCAAGAGAGCCUCACAGAUCCAGAGCCAGAAGUCGUACAAGCAGACGGAGCAGCUCAGAGAACACUCAUACGGGUCGGUUACAGACACUCCUGAGCUGCUGCACGCCUCCUACCUCAAAGACGUCUACAGCCAGAAGAAGUAUAAAGACGAGGCGCAGCGACUGAAGGGACGCUACAGUCUGGUUUCUGAAACCCCCGAGAUGGAAAGGGUCAAAGCCAACCAGAGACACGUCAGCUCUCUGCGAUACUGCUGGGACUCAAAGAUGAUGAGAAACCUGACGUCAUCGGUCACAGAGACGCCAGAGAUCGUCCUCGCCAGAGAGAACGCCAAGAAGAUCAGUGACGUCCGGUACAGGGAGGAGGUGGGUUGUGGCACCGCAGUCAUGGACACACCUGAGAUGGAGCGAGUCCGACGUAACCAGGAGAACAUCAGCUCAGUCAAAUACAAGCAGAGUGCAGUGAA
Molecule: messenger RNA, 6991 nt
Organism: Haplochromis burtoni (Burton's mouthbrooder)
Lineage: Eukaryota; Metazoa; Chordata; Actinopteri; Cichliformes; Cichlidae
Product: nebulin
Molecular function (GO): actin filament binding
Source: RefSeq, a predicted model, not a curated record